Messenger RNA from Pieris brassicae (large cabbage white), 1679 nucleotides. Its product is annotated as 17-beta-hydroxysteroid dehydrogenase 13-like. NCBI's taxonomy places the organism in Eukaryota, Metazoa, Arthropoda, Insecta, Lepidoptera, Pieridae. Gene Ontology annotation, molecular function: oxidoreductase activity, acting on the CH-OH group of donors, NAD or NADP as acceptor. Gene Ontology annotation, cellular component: lipid droplet. Bases 237 to 1211 code for a protein of 324 amino acids. The transcript is spliced from 5 exons. The record is from RefSeq and is a predicted model, not a curated record.
AGAGUCCCUUCGAAUGUAUUAUCCUAAAACCAUAUCUUAUCGUACAAAGCAUUGCACUUGACAUGUAAAAUCCGCUUUGAUUAUUAUUUAAUUAAAAUCAGUGCUAUCAAUUCACCCAUAUGUAUCAUAUAAAACGUACUAUUUAAAAUUUUAUAAUUUGGUUUAAUAUUUUUUAAGGGGUUUUUACUAACAGGUAUUUAUUAUUAACUAACCAGUGAAGCUUUUUUUAAGUAAAUAUGUCUCCAGAAAGUAAAAGCUUAAUAAGAACUAUUUUAAACCCAAUGCUACCAUUUCAAAUGUUGCUGCGUUUGUACUCACUAUGUGUGCUGAUGGUAGACAUAUUUUUUGUCUACAUAAAUACUAUCAUCUCUAUUAUUGAAUCAGUGUAUGAAUUCUUUGUACCACCACCUAUGAAAUCUUUGAAAAAUGAAACAGCUUUGAUUAUUGGUGCAGGUAGAGGUAUUGGCCAGUCUCUUGCCAUACAACUGUCCGACUUAGGAGCUACAGUUAUUUGUGUAGAUAUCAAUGAAUCAAAUAAUGAAAGGACUAUAGAAUAUAUAAAAGAGAUGGGGUACGAUGAUGUCCAUGGCUACUGUUGUGAUAUUACCAAGAAGAGUAAUAUUUUGGCUCUAACCAAGUUUAUUGAGAAAGACAUUGGAUUUGUUACUAUGCUAUUCCACUGUUGUGGAGUACCCAGUCCUAGGUCCUUGAUAUCUCUCCUACCGCAGGAUAUACAAGUUACUAUGGAUUUGACUUUGAACUCGUAUAUUUGGCUGAUAGAUCAGUUAAUGCCUCAAAUGAAAGUGAAAAAUCAUGGCCAUAUAAUUGCUCUAACAUCGGUGGCUGGGUUAAGUUAUAACAAGGACUUAAUGCCAUUGAGUGUUGCACAGUUUGCAGUUCAGGGUCUUGCUAAGUCCUUGAUGGAAGAUUUCAGAGUGAAUAGGCUUGAUGGAGUUCAUAUAACACUAUCCCACAUUUACCCAUUCAUAGUGAAAGAGAACUCAGAUAUGGAAGCUAAAAUUCCAAGUUACUUUGGGACUAUAACGCCAGAGCGAGCGGCUAAAGCUGUACUAGACAGUGUUCGUCGCAACUACGCUGAAGCCUCAGUACCCAAGCACAUGCUAUUUUUGGGCAAUGUCCUACGUGUAUUGCCUCGUAAGGCCACUAUGAUGAUACGAGAUUUGUUGGAUACAGGAGUUGAUUUCGCCUAAAUGCUUAUAGAUAGUAAGAUAAUAAGACUAAGCCAUAAACACAGCAGAUAGAAUAAUUUUUAUCUUGCUUUAUUAUUUUGCCUCAAUGUGUAAAAUUAAAUUUUCUAAUAAGCAUCUUUAGAAUCAAUUAUUUUAUGUGAUAUUUUUCUUAAAAUUUACAAAAAAAAUCAAUAUCGCUUUUUAAUUAUGUAGAAGUAUUACGAUUGACUUGAUAACGAUAAUUUUCCCAAUUGUUGCGAAGGUUAUCAAAAUUAUCAUAUUACUGAAAAGAUUUAUACUAUCUAAGCAAGUAAUAAUUUAACACAAAAAUUUAUUGUUUGUUUUAUUAAAUGUAAAACAAAUAAAUAAUUUAUUUCUGUAUGAUGCAUCAUUGAUCUCUUUAAAAAAAUUUGUUAACAAAGUUAUAAAUCAUUUACAUUUAAUUCUAAACAAAAUAAUUUUAUGUCAAUGAACCAAGGUUUAUGUGUC